This is a messenger RNA of Salvelinus sp. IW2-2015, 954 nucleotides long. Its product is annotated as FXYD domain-containing ion transport regulator 6-like. Gene Ontology annotation, cellular component: membrane. NCBI's taxonomy places the organism in Eukaryota, Metazoa, Chordata, Actinopteri, Salmoniformes, Salmonidae. The record is from RefSeq and is a predicted model, not a curated record. Gene Ontology annotation, molecular function: sodium channel regulator activity. Gene Ontology annotation, biological process: regulation of sodium ion transmembrane transporter activity.
AACCCCCUCCCCCCUCUUUCCCCCGCCAGACGCUCAGAUAUACUAGACUACGAAAACUUUGCUGGAUGUUUCAGGAGAAACAUUUCAGGACCAGAUUUUAAUUAUUUUUUAUAAAUGUAUGUACACUAAGUACGCUCAUUAAAUCGUGUUUUACAAAGGGGACUUUUUGUGUCGGUAAAUUAGAACACUAGAAACAUUGUUUCUGAAGGAGCGCACUGGGCAGAGGCAAGGCAGCGACCCCAAGCAUUUUUGUUAUUCAUCUAAUCUCCACAGGCACCUCUUUUCCAUUAAUUGGACUUGUGACAGGUGACAUGGAUCUCUCUCUGUUGGUGGCUUUCUGCGCCUGUGUUCCUCCUGCUUUGGGGUCAGGAUUUGGCAGGGAGAUGCCAGGGUCAUCUAUAGGCAGGGACAUGCCAGCAUCGACGAUGGAUGAAAAGGACUAUGACUCUGCAUUUCACUACGACUAUGAAUCUCUGAGGAUCGGUGGACUGAUCUUCGCUGUGGUACUGUUUGUCAUGGGCAUUGUCCUCAUCGUCAGCCAGAAAUGCCCAUGCAAAUCAAGUCCGAAGUCACGGCCUGCUGGGGUACCUGAGGCAGAGGCAGGGGCUGUGACAGGUCCCCAGUGAUGUAACGUCUCGCCACCAGGCUGCAGCAUUGGACAGUGGAGGACUAACUAUGGCUAUCUCCCAGAGAGCACAAGGCUCCUUUUUUAAAUCUGCUGAUAUGUUCUCUUGACAUGUUUUUUAUUUUCUCUUUUUUCUAUAUGAAUGAAUCUACAGCGACAGUAUUCUGAGGGCGUAAUUGGUUGAUGCAGUAGGYUCGGCUAUAAAACCUUCUGUCAUAUGUGAUAGACACACAUGAACAAGCGAUUUUGUAAGUUAGAAGUUGACUAUUUAUGACUAUUUUAAAUUGUAAUAUUUCCACACUGUUAAAUAAAGUGAUGUAGAUGGGUAA